UUAGCACAGCUAGCUCGUCAAGCUAAUUCCGUUAGCUCCCACAAACGGAUUUCAAACUAAAGUGUCCGCUUACUCAAGCGCUUAAAACACGUGUUUAUCUUGCUAGGAGGUUUAUUUUGAAAGCUUCAACCCUCAAAGGUCUCAGUUUUUUUGGGUUUUUUUUUUGGCGAACGAGGCUUUGGUCUUACUAUUGUGGGCUAAUCUUUUGUGCACUCAUAAAAUGCGAACACAUAAAACAGAAACAGAUUUUGGUUUUAAUGGAGCGGGAUUUGCCAAGCCGUCUCACAUCCGGCAUCUAAUUUCAACCCUGUGAGGAAUGGCUCGGUGCCACAGUUGUAAUGUGCAGGCAGAGGCGCGGGGAUUUCCUCGCUUGCUUGAUUGCAUUGCAUUGCAUUGCUUGUUUCUGUAGGCGGGGAGUUGUUUGCCACUUUCUCGCAUGCGGGGCGCCGAGAGGUUGAGUUGCGGAAUGUCAGGAGCGUGUAACCAGCGUGUAACCUGUGCAGGUUCCCCUUUACCGUAAUUAGUUUACUGUGUGUUAUUACGCCUGGUUUGCUUCGCUUUCCUACCGUGUCUGAGCGCCUCUCGUUGGGGUUUGUCAACUCAUGCGCUUCUCGCUGGUCAAACCUGCUGCUUCAUCACCUCGUUGUGCGAAGGAGCGAGCGCCACGAGCCAGCCAGCGGUGCGGCCAGAUCAGAACAACCAGCAGUAGAGGUGGACGCUGCUCCUGUGGCAUGAAUACCAUAAACAAAGGAAACAAGGCCUUAAAGGUGAAACGGGAGCCGGGGGAAAAUGGCACCAGUCUAACGGACGAUGAGCUGGUCACCAUGUCAGUGCGUGAACUGAACCAGCAUUUACGGGGGCUCUCUAAAGAGGAGAUCCUGCAGCUAAAGCAGCGGCGGCGCACCCUGAAGAACCGUGGCUAUGCUGCUAGCUGCCGGGUGAAGCGAGUCACCCAGAAGGAGGAGCUGGAAAAGCAAAAGGCCCAGCUGCAACAGGAAGUAGACAAGCUGGUGACGGAGAAUGCCAGCAUGAAGAUGGAGCUGGACGCUCUGCGCUCAAAGUAUGAAGCCCUCCAGAGCUUUGCCAGGACUGUGGCCCGCAGCCCCGUCACUACAGGAAGGGGGCCCAUGGCCUCUGUGAUAGGGCCCCUCAUCCCUGGUAAAGUAGCUGCCACCAGCGUCAUCACCAUCGUCAAAUCCAAAACGGAGGCCAGGUCGUAGUAGCAGAACAGGCAGAGAGAAGAUUUUCACUUCUAAACUAGUCAGUGCAUUUUAACAUAGUGCAGGGUCUCCUGUGUUUUUAGUUGUAUUUUAACUCUCAUAAAAUGCUUCCUAAAUCACUCUUAGCAAUGCAACUCAGCAGUCUUCUCCUUUCUUUAAGUCAGAGAAAGUCUCGCAGGUGGUCCCUGCCUGUAAAAUGAAACCAUCAUCUUUAUUUCUCUCUAAUUUUAUAUCAGUCCAAUCUUAUAAUUUAAGGACCUAUUGCUUGUUACUCUGCACUGACUUGAAUGGGGAUCAAUAAUAAAAGGUCACACUCUUGGUCUUAAUGCUACAGAAGUCUUCAAAACAACUUAACUAACCCAAAACAAGCAAUUUAAGUCCAAAUCAUGGUAUUUCUGUUUGUUUUGUUUUGGUGUUAGGUGUCUCUCAGUGAUAUGGACAUAAAACAAUGCUGACAAACCUAGCUUUCAUUUCCGUUUAUGCAUCCAUGAAAGGCUUCAGUGAAGUUGUCAUUAUCGACAUGACUGGUAGAUGCAAUAAUAUAUGUAUGCACUGAAAACACACAUGGAAACAAAGAGAUCUUGCGUAUUUAUCUUAGCGAUAUCGUUCCAGAGCCGAGUGCCAUUCCAUUAUGACAGGAUUCCACUACAACAUCCGUAAACCUGAAUGUUAGUACAGAAAUACCCUCACGAUUUGUAAGCACACUCGUUUUGGUCAUUGUCAAAAUAUGUCAUUUUCUUUAAAAAAGCUUAUAUAUAUAUAUAUAUAUAUAUAUAUAUAUAUAUAUAUGUAUUACAUUGUAUUUACUUCUUAACACGUCAGAUAUUUCCAAAAGAAAGUCUUUACACAAGCUUUACUGUUUGACUCGUUUAAAGUGUAGGAAACUUUGUCUAUCACAGAGUUCUUGGGUUUUUAUUACUUGGUAGAUUAAACUCCAUUGUUUAUAGAAAUACAGAAAAAGAAAACUCAUUAAAAAAAAAUAAAUCCUGUGACUUCUCUUUUGCAAUUGUACCGAAAGUGGCUUAUUAUUGAAGUCUGAUAGCUUUUUUCUAGUGACUAGGCGCGUACAGUGGGGUAGCGCGUAACGUGACGUGUAAGUGGCAAGUUGGCGGUGUUGUUCACUGUAUAGAUGUCAACGCUGUGCUAUUAAAAACAAAAAACAAAAAAACACCUAAUCUGUAGAGCUAAACUAGGUGGCGUGAACAAGGUCGGUUGUCUGUGUGCGUAUUGGCAUCUGUGAUAUCCUCCGCUUUCUCGGUGUUAGUUACAAAUCAUAUCGUCCUUAACAGUUUACAUCAGCGAGCAUUGUAAGGCAGAUAUCAGUGAAAUAGACGGUGAACUUAAAUUUAGCUUAAACUGAAACAACAAAUAUGCUGCAGGUGAUGUUGGAUACCUUCAAAAUGCAGCCUCUGUGUCCUGAAAUUAAAGAACCUCAGUAUUGGGAAGAUUUAAUUCUGACUACGUUUAUAAAAACUCAUCUUUGACAGGAUGGCCAUAUUAAUUUGAGGCUUUUCCUUAUUAUAUGAAGUAAUAAUAAUAUUAAUCUUUCCCCAGGGUGGACUGACAGUACAGCAUACAACUUCAAUAAUUCCUUAGCUGAAUUUAUUUACCGGUAGUAUUUUCGGUAAUGACCACCGGAUCAAGAUUCUAUUUACUGGCCAAAUAUACACACACAUACACACACACACCACAGGGUUCUAUUUGUUCAGAUGUCCCUUCGCAGCCUGCUAGCAUCAUUCUGGCUGGAUAUUUUGGAACUAUUCUCUGUAGAAAUCAUGGAGUUAAUCUAAAAAGCAUCUUAAGCAUAGUCAGUAAAUUGUUUGGGAACUAUUUUCUUUCGUUUUCAAGGUCAUAAUCCUGUUGGAAGACCUCAUUGUGCAAAGUUUCAGCUAAGCUGCUGAUUUGAUAGGUUUGAUUUUGAAGGUAGGCAAUAUUUCAUCUUCAUUACUCCCCCUUUGGACCAGUACUAACAGAAUCAAAACAGCCCCACAGCAUGAUACUGCCACCACUAUGUUUGACAGUUGAUACAAAGUUCUUGGGUUUGAAAGCCUCACCUCGACUCCUUCACCUCGUUAUUGUGGCCAAAUAGCUCAAUUUUGUCUCAGUAAUCUUAAUCCCUGAUGAUGUUAAACUUGUUUCAAUGUGGACAGUAACACAGGUGUUCCGUGUGUGGAUUAAAAAAUUCACAAUAAAUUCAGAUUUUAGCACCUGAUUCUUAUUUGUGCUGCAUAAUUACCCUGGAAUAAGAUUGUUUAGAUACACCAUUUAAAGCUCAGAAUUGAUAUGCCAUUAUUGUCCUUCAAGCAAAUGUAUAAGUCGAACUGUCGAUGGCAGUAAUGAAUGAAUUGUACUUAAAAUAUGCAGUUUCCUAAGCCUGUAUCUGGAUUAUCCACCAAAUACAACGCCAUCUCUUCCGUAAUUUUAUCCGAUAGUCUUGAGAUUAAAAGUGGCAGGGUUCCGCUGAGGGUUUGUACGAAUGCACUAAGCUCCUGCUUGUUUUGCUCACACCAAAACAGGCCACUAAAAAUAAAACAGCUCU
Molecule: messenger RNA, 3759 nt
Organism: Girardinichthys multiradiatus
Lineage: Eukaryota; Metazoa; Chordata; Actinopteri; Cyprinodontiformes; Goodeidae
Product: transcription factor MafG-like
Biological process (GO): regulation of transcription by RNA polymerase II; regulation of epidermal cell differentiation
Cellular component (GO): nucleus
Molecular function (GO): RNA polymerase II cis-regulatory region sequence-specific DNA binding; DNA-binding transcription factor activity, RNA polymerase II-specific
Source: RefSeq, a predicted model, not a curated record